Actinia tenebrosa (Australian red waratah sea anemone) is the source of this 844-nucleotide messenger RNA. RefSeq names its product soluble scavenger receptor cysteine-rich domain-containing protein SSC5D-like. NCBI's taxonomy places the organism in Eukaryota, Metazoa, Cnidaria, Anthozoa, Actiniaria, Actiniidae. The record is from RefSeq and is a predicted model, not a curated record.
AUGUCUGAUACCAAGGUGGCAUGUCGCCAACUUGGUUUUACCAAAGCUGUGGGACCUUCGUACGAGGGACGCGGGACGGUGUGUCGUACUAACUGGGAUAUGCCAGAUGCUAACGUUGGAUAUCAUCAAUUUGGUUUUGCUAGAGCUGUAGGAGCUUCGUACGAAGGAAGAGGAACUGGUAAAGUAUGGCUGUACAACAUGCAGUGUACAGGCUCAGAAACCGCACUUGGGAGCUGUCCUCACAAUGGAUGGGGAAACGUCAUGUGGAGUUGUAUCACCAUGGUCAAUGGGGAACGUUAUGUCAAGGUGUAUCACCAGGGUCAAUGGGGAAAAGUGUGUAGUGAUGGCUGGUAUAUGGAGGAAGCUAAGGUUGCAUGUCGACAACUCGGUUUCACAAAAGCUGUGGGAGCUUCGUACAAUGGACGAGGGACGGGUAGAGUUUGGCUGAAUUACAUGGGGUGUACUGGUUCAGAAUCCGAUCUUGGCAGCUGUUCUCACAAUGGUUGGGGACACGGAUGGGGUUGUGAUCGCACAACAAAUGUCGGUGUUGUGUUACAUCUGGCUGCAAUACUCACAAGUUUCGUGGAGGUGUAUCAUCAGGGUCAAUGGGGAACAGUAUGUAAUUAUGGCUGGAAUAUGCCAGAUGCUAAGGUUGCUUGUCGUCAGCUUGGUUUUACCAAAGCUAUAGGAGCUUCGUACCUUGGACGAGGGACGGAAGUGUAUCACCAGGGUCAAUGGGGAACAGUAUGUCAUGGUAGCUGGGGCAUGGAUGAUGCCAAGGUGGCUUGUCGUCAACUUGGUUUUACCAAAACUGUAGGAGCUUCGUGGCUUGGACGAGGGACGG